CUCUAUCCUGUAAUUUGGAACAAGAAGUUUAUAACUUCAGCACCUCUUCUUCUUCUUCUUCUUCUUCUUCAAUCUUUGGUGCCUGACCUUGAAAGCCCUCGCUCAAAUGGCCUCUUUCUCUGUUGGGAUGCACAUCUCCCCAACCCACCAUUUCAAGAAACGCUCACAUAUCUCAUCAUCUCUUCCUAGCUAUCUCCUUCAGGCACAGCCCUCACUCCCUUGCUUUGGAUCGUCUUUGUGUAGAACCAGGGGUACAAGGUUGCUGGGCAAUGGGGUUCUUGCUAGAGCUGAAGACAAGGCCAGGGGUUCAACAUCUUCUUCUUCUUCGUUUCAGGAGCAGCAAGCUCAACCAAAUCCUGAGAGUCAACUAGAGGAGCUGAGACCAGACUCUGGGUCAUGUGAUCCUUUAUGUUCACUGGACGAGACGAGUUCACGUGAUUUUGAAGCCACUUAUCAACCCAAGACUGAUUUGCUGAAAGCUCUUGCAAUAUUUGCAGCAGCUGCAACAGGGGCAGUGGCAAUUAACCAUUCAUGGGUUGCUGCCAAUCAGGAUGUUGCUAUGGCAUUGCUAUUUGGAAUAGGAUAUGCAGGCAUCAUUUUUGAAGAAUCUCUAGCCUUCAAUAAAAGCGGAGUGGGAUUGCUGAUGGCCGUCAGCUUAUGGGUAGUGCGUAGCAUUGGGGCUCCUUCAACUGACAUAGCUGUUUCAGAGCUAACACAUGCAUCUGCAGAAGUCAGUGAAAUAGUGUUUUUCUUGCUUGGUGCAAUGACCAUUGUAGAGAUAGUUGAUGCUCAUCAAGGUUUUAAGCUGGUUACUGACAACAUAACCACUCGAAAGCCACGGACGCUCCUCUGGGUGGUUGGUUUUGUGACUUUUUUCCUUAGUUCAGUCCUAGACAACCUGACGUCGACUAUUGUCAUGGUUUCAUUAUUACGGAAACUAGUACCUCCAUCAGAAUUCCGCAAGCUUCUAGGAGCUGUUGUUGUGAUAGCAGCAAAUGCAGGUGGUGCAUGGACUCCUAUUGGUGAUGUUACCACUACCAUGCUAUGGAUACACGGUCAGAUAUCCACUUUGCCGACAAUGAAGAACCUAUUCAUACCUUCAGCUGUUUCUCUAGCUGUCCCUUUGGCACUUAUGUCCCUGACUAGUGAAGUUAGUGGGAAGGGACAGGACUCUCCCAAUGUUUUGGCAUCUGAACAGAUGGCUCCUCGAGGACAGCUUGUUUUCUCAGUAGGUAUCGGAGCUUUGAUUUUUGUUCCAGUGUUCAAGGCCCUAACCGGUUUGCCUCCCUUUAUGGGUAUCCUGCUUGGACUUGGAGUUCUAUGGCUUCUGACUGAUGCUAUCCACUAUGGGGAAUCUGAAAGGCAAAAGUUGAAAGUACCACAAGCUUUAUCACGGAUUGACACUCAAGGAGUUCUUUUCUUUCUUGGAAUCCUUUUGUCUGUUAGCAGCCUUGAGGCUGCAGGGAUUCUUCGGGAAUUGGCAAAUUACCUUGAUGCUCAUAUUCCUAGUAGUGACGUGAUUGCUACUGCAAUAGGAGUCGUAUCAGCAAUUAUAGACAAUGUUCCACUGGUUGCAGCAACAAUGGGAAUGUAUGAUCUGACCUCUUUUCCCCAAGAUUCUGAGUUUUGGCAGUUGAUUGCAUUCUGUGCUGGCACUGGUGGAUCCAUGUUAGUUAUUGGCUCAGCAGCUGGAGUUGCAUUUAUGGGGAUGGAGAAGGUGGACUUCUUUUGGUACUUCCGGAAGGUGAGUGGUUUUGCUUUCGCAGGUUAUGCUGCUGGUAUUGCUGCUUACCUAGCAGUACAUAACCUCCCCAUCUCCCUACCCACCACUGUAGCUCAGGUUCCUUUCCUUUCUGGUUCAUAAAUCAUAGAGAGCUUUGGCUAGGAUGUUUCCCUGGCUUCAAAAAAGGCAGUCAAAUGUGGCAGUAUGCAUUAUUGAAAAAGUGAAUGGCAAUCGUCUAAGUUUGGCAACAUGGACAUGAUUCCUUUGAGAUAUAGAAAGUCAAAUGAAGAAAAGUUGAAAAAAAAAUUGACUUGUGAUAAGUUGAGAUUUUUUUGGAUCAGGCUCUCAAAAAGAUUUCACUUUCUGAUGACUUCAAUGAGAAAUGUAAUAAUGCUCAGUCUAUUAAAUAUUUCUUUCGAGGUUAGAAUGAUGAAGGGGUUUUAGAGUAGCUUUGUACCCGUAUGGGUGCCGCCUAGUGGUCAAAGGGCGGGCUUGGAAUGAGCUGUGGACUUGGAUAUUCUAAGUUUGAUUUUGCACUAGGAGUUCUCCUGGAUUACCUUAUACACGGUUCUGGCGAGUAGAGUAGUGUAAUCGAGUUUUACUCUUCAUGGGUGAGUUCGAAGGGCUUUGGUUUGGUAAAGUUUCAUGUCAUUAGAAAAAAAUAAAUGAUGAAACGGUGAAUCAAUGUAUGGAGUUUGUAGUGUUGUUUAUUGGAAGAUGCAUUUUUAAAGCAUUAAAGAAAAAUAAAAUUAAAAUAUAUAUAUAUAUAUAUAUAAAUCAGAUUGCUUUCCUUAAAUAGCAAGCUGACUUAUGGUGGUUUGAAUCUGCUUACCGAUGUAAUCUUCAACGAUUGUAGGCUUGUAGCCUUGGUGGCCAUGUAUUCUUGUAACACUAUCCUAAAGGUCAUGACUUUUAUAAUGGGCCAAAUUUUCACUUUCCGAAUGA
Molecule: messenger RNA, 2668 nt
Organism: Corylus avellana
Lineage: Eukaryota; Viridiplantae; Streptophyta; Magnoliopsida; Fagales; Betulaceae
Gene: NHD1
Product: sodium:hydrogen antiporter 1
Biological process (GO): transmembrane transport; sodium ion transport
Cellular component (GO): membrane
Molecular function (GO): antiporter activity
Source: RefSeq, a predicted model, not a curated record